AUGCAGCCACGUCACAACAUUGAGCGAGUAAUUUUGGGCUACAAAUCUGGAUACAAGCGUAAGGAACGCAUGUUCCUGGACGGCCAAAAACUGGUGCUAUUUGCGCAUGUGUCCGCUGUUGAGAUUGUCGCGGGCCCGCCUGCGGCAAUACAAUCCGGCCUGCUCGAGGAGAUUGCUCGCUGGCGCCCUGAUAACUCCGGGGCCAAACCGACAGUUAUGCCAUCGCCACCUGUCUGA
This is a messenger RNA of Peronospora belbahrii, 237 nucleotides long. The record is from the annotation of a GenBank genome assembly. Lineage: Eukaryota; Oomycota; Peronosporomycetes; Peronosporales; Peronosporaceae.